Messenger RNA from Leguminivora glycinivorella, 5453 nucleotides. RefSeq lists its product as uncharacterized. Lineage: Eukaryota; Metazoa; Arthropoda; Insecta; Lepidoptera; Tortricidae. The coding region runs from base 503 to 1216 and encodes 237 amino acids. The transcript is spliced from 8 exons. The record is from RefSeq and is a predicted model, not a curated record.
AAUCGCGUCGGAUCUUCUCGUGUUCCGGUUCUUUGUCAUCAAUGGGUCGCCGGGCGAGUCCAUUUCGAGUGCCUCUUAUAGUUCUUUUACGAUAUAUCCUAGUUUAAUGUGAAAAGAGGAAACGCUCCUGCGACCUCCGCAAGUAAUAAACCGACCGCUCGAUAACGCAUUCGCGUCGAAGCGAAGUAUUUAGCGCGAUAGUCUUUAGGCCCUUUCGGUAUUAAUGAGUCGUGCCCACUUCAGCUGACUGCGUCGUACGCGAAGCUACUCUACCUACUCCAGUAGUAGUUCGGCGUUCGAGUCAGGCGGUCGGGUUGCGCGCGUACCCGAGCAAAGCGGAUAUGUCGUUGAUGGUUAAAAUGUUUAUAGAACGUUUCCCAUAGGCGUGACAGUAUUUCGUUGGCUAUAAAGACGUGAAGUCGUGAAGUGCUUUGCCGAGGCAGCGACGCGCCGAGCCGGCGAGCGACUGUAGCGAGUGCGGGACAAGGCCCGAGGCUCAAUAAUGCUCAAAUUUCUGACCCACAAGUUGCGAACGCAUUCGUUGAAUGAGGAGAACGUUUCCGAGAAGGUCGAGGAGCGGGACUCCGGCACCGAAUCGGACGACGAGGCCGACCGCGGCGACACCGGUGAUUUUUGUACCGACGUUAUCAUGAAGUGGAACGAUGUAACAGAUAUCAGUAUGGGUGGAGAUGCAUGCGCGUGUGCGCCGGCGCCUCGUGCACUGCCAGACCCAGAACCAGACCAGCUCUACGAUCACCACUCUUCAGAAGAAGAACUAGAGGUCAUAAACGGCGCGCCGUGCGGAGCGACGACGGAGUCGCGGCGGCGCGGCGCAUCCUCGCCGCCGCCCGCGGCGCCCGAGAAGCGCAAGUGGCCCGCGCAACCCUACGACGUGGACGAGCCUGCGCGCGCGCCCAGCUCCGACGACGAUGACACUAAGGUGGAGACGCCAGUGAGGUUCCGCACGUCGCCGCCGCUAGAGGCGCUGAAGCCGCGGCGCGCCGGCGCGGGCGCGGGCUGCGCGUGUGCGGCGCGCGCGCCCGGCUCGCCGCGACGGCGUCGCGCCGCGCUGCCGCCGCCUCGCAGGCACCGCCCCGCGCUAGACUUUGAUAAGAUGCAGCAGCUGAAGGUGGGCGGCGUGCGCUCAUGGCGCGGCGUCGGCUCGCACGCGCAUGCUCACGCGCACGGCGGCGAGCUUUCCGUCUUCUGCUGGUGAUAGCGCGCAGUGAGUCGCGGUCCUUGUGCGCCGCCCGCGCCCGCUGUGGGCCGGCGGGUGCCCGCGCGCGGCCCUAGUUAUCCCAGCACCGUUCCAUAUCAUUGAUAACUGUACACGACAUUUUGAUCUUUUUAUUGCUGACGUUCCUUUUGCACUCAAUAAUGAUACAGUACAAAAUAACGAAAGACUUUAAUAUUGUAACGCUUGUACUAGACGGGCGGAGCGGAUCCGACGCGAUCUUGGGAUGCGACUUGGGGUUGCUGCGCGCUCGCCGUUUACCGCGCGACUUCUGGGUGCGGCCGCAGUCUUUUUCUAUUUCUUUACGUAUAAGACUUCAUUCACUUAUCAUACACUCGAAUUGCACGUUUCUUUUUAUUCGUUUUUUCUACUUUAUUGAGGGUGUUUGGACGCCUGUCGUAACUAUUCGUAAAGUCUAGUUUUGCCGAUGUUUACUCCCAAUUAAUCUUAUUUCUCGAGGAGACAUUAUACUUCGCUUCCUGUAGUAAGCUUUGAUCGGUGUAUUAGAUACAUGAUGUUAGGCUAUAUAUGUGUUAGGGCAUUAAAGUUUUAGUUGAUGAUAAUGAUGAUAGUAAAAGUAUUUUCGAUCCUAAUUUGGCGAAUUUGUGACGCGUCGUCGCGUCGGAUCCGGUGGCGCCUCUUACAGAUAUAUUGUACGACCGUCACAUUAAGUAGUAUUUUUGAGAUAUUUACUGUUUUUGAACGUUGUGUUGACACUGUUACAAUGAUUUGAACGUUUGUAUUAGACGUGGUGACAUUAUAAAAUAAUAUUGUAAGUAAGUCACAUAUCUGUCCAAUGUGUUACAUUUAGAACUACCUACAAUAUGUUACUACGCGACUCUCAUGUUAUACAUGUGCCCGUCAUUGCAUACAUUUAGUAACAUAAGGGUAUGCUCCGCCCACGGGCAACUUUGCCGUCGCAACUAUUUUGUCUCUCACACAUCCGGGCUAUGGGCUACUGGGCUAGUAUCUAGUAAUAUGAAAGUUCGCACAUGUAGCAACGCAACUUUUCAUAGAAACACCUCCAAGAGACGAAAUAGUUACCCGUGGGUGUCUACCCUAAGAAGGCGGUUAAGAAAAGGAGGAUGCCAACCUUUGUUUCCUAGUACAUAUCCCUAAUGCACUCAAAACAUGGAUUGCACAAUGCCUAAAAGAGCGAGUUUUUUUAGUUUAAGUAAUUCUUACAUAUUAUCUUAUAAUGUCAACGAAUAGAAUGGAUCUUCCGCGCGAGACUAUUACAAAGAUUUAUUUAAUUUUUAAUUUAGCGAUGCCAUUGCUAGCUACAUCCAAAAAAUAUUUUUGUUACGAGUUGUGAUAGAAUGGUAUCUCGGGACUGAAGAGUCUGUCAAUUAAACUACGACUGUUCCUCUGAUUUACAAGACAGAUCAUACCUGAAGUUAUCUCAGUAAUAAAGUACAUUUUUAUUCUUUAAAUUAGAUGGACAGCCGUUUUUUCAUUAAGGACCCUUAAAUUUUUAAUGAUUUGAUCUCGAGCCACGGCCCAAUCUUCGCUCUCAGAUAUCCUUUCCUGUUUGACGAAGAUUGACGCGCAUGGUUCCUACAUAGAUUUUAUAAUAUUUUAUCAAAAUAAAAUGUCAAUUGUAUAGAAGGACGAGUUUGCGCCAAAUCGUUUAAGGCUAUUUUCAGAACCUGAAUACAAACGUCGAGCUCGUUUUAAUAUAUUAUUCAAUAAUUAAUCAAGACAGAUUUAAUGAUCCAUACUGUAGUCAAAUAAAAGUAACUACGGGAAUAUGUACCACAGUAUCAAUAUUUCAUAUACGAUAAUUUUAUUAGGGUCAAGUCCAAAAUUGGAGUGCCUUCAGGCACAGAGAGCAGUGUGAGAGAGGCGCAAGCUCGUCGUACAAGUUUUGUCGGUUGUAUUGUACCCUAGUUGUAUGUUAUAGUAGUUUUAUUUAGCAGGGCUAAAGUUUUCGUUACUCGUUGUGUUAAACGGGAUUAAAGUGGUGCAAGUGGAUUCAGUGAACUUAACGAUAAAGACAAUUUAACAAAUUAAUACCUACGAUUAAAAUAAAGUACUAAGACUUUUUUAAAUCGCUUGGAAGAAGAUUGUAUGUAUAGAUAUAAGGUAGAAUAAGCAUACAUAGAUGUAGUAGGUAUAACAAAUUUUAAGGCAGAAGCCAGCUCUUGAAUUUAACUUUUUGUGUUGUUUAAUCGCGCAUUACUGACGAUAUUUGUUAUUUAUGCCUCGUAUGUACAGAAUGGUGCUUCCACGGAGGGGCAGUGAGCCAGCGCCGCAAGCGACAUUUGGAGCUUUUGUUUGCAUUAUUCACGGGGCUAAAGUAGGUAUGUGUCCAUCACAAGAUUAUGAAUUACCUAUUGACUCUGACCUACAGCCAGUUUUAAACGGACUCGGAAGCGUGCGAGAGCAUAGAUUAAGUACUUUAUAUGCUUCUCGCUCUUACUCCCAAAUUAAUGCGUCACGUCACGUCAAUCAAUGUCAGUUUGACACUGCUAACGUGGUCGUGGUAGCGCUGUAUGUAUUGAGUCAAUGAAAUGACGUGACACUACUUUCUACUGUAUACAGAUAUAGUGCGGAAAGAUUUGCCUUCGUAUCGUUACGGAAACGUACGAACGUGUCAUGCUAUUUCAGUCAGUCUCAGUAAAAGAUGUACUGACAUUGACUGAACUAGCAUGACAAAUACGAACGUUUCCGGGAAAAUACGAAGGAAACCCUUUUCGCACUACAUCUGCACUGUCUACUCGCUACUAACGCAGCAAUGAUUCGUUUGAUUGAUUGCCGAGACUUGUAAUUAUUUUUGUUAUGAAAAACAAACAAAAAAAAAUUACAAAUCUCGAGAUUGUUCGCUAAGUAUCUUGAGCGAGUAAAUCGAGCAUUUAGUCCCCGAUGCUCAGCGUUCAAUUUUAUAUAGUACAUUAAAUAUAUGAAUCGACGUAAUUAGUUAAUUACACCUGCGGCAUUCCCAGGUUGGAGCACCAUAUGUACGCAUGGGGCAUUAAGAGCCGAAUCCCUACCGUGGGCCCGUUUAGUUGCCUUUCAAAUAAUUUAAUGGCGGCUGGUCGUGAACUUAAUGUAUCAAUACACAAACUUAUCCGUGAUUACAAUUUUGCUGCAAGUAGUUUUAAUAUCAAUCUGCAUAUUUACGUCUUUAAAAUACGUAAAAAAUAAAUUGAAAAUGUUGAUAAUACUUUGUUUAGGUUUUCUUUUUAUUCAGUACACUACAUCCUUAAUGCCUUUACAUAGUAUGCAAUGAAUGAUGUUGCUGCAUAGUGCAUAGGAUACUGUACGUGGGACGAGAAAAAUAAAAUUUAAUUGAAAUAGGGGAACAUUUAGCUAUAUAAUACCUGUGGUGAUGUUAAAUCCGGAUAGCUUUGUGUCCAAAGUUCAGUUUCCAACAUAAAUCAGUCAUGAAGAACGGAUACAGUUCAUAAAUAAUUAAAUAUGUGUACAUUUUUUUACCUUAUUGCAUAGAGGUAAGGUGAAGAAAUGUAUACAUAUUUAUAAACUCGCCUGUACCCGAGGAAGUUUCUGUUUCGACUACUUGUUGAAACAGAAUUGUUAAUAUGUAUAACUUCGUCUGCCUCCUGUUCUUUCAUGAUACAGUGUUACGAUGUGUAAUCGUUUAUCGUACACUCGAGACAUGUUGGAAAACUUGUAGCAAUCAUGUGAUGAGUAGAUUUUGUAUGGAUAUUGAUGGACUGUAUAUUUUUUGUUAAUGUCAUCUAAUCAUAAUUCAUUUCAAUUUAUAACAAUUAUAUUGCUCGUUACCUGAUAAGGAUAACUCUAAAAAUAACCCAGAGUAACCACCUGGCCUAGUUUUUCAGAUGUUAUAAUGAAAAAUAACCAGUACUUAGUUUGUAUAAUUAUUAUUCAGUACUUAUUUACUUAACCCUAAUUAUCAGUCGGCAGAUAUAAUAAUAAAUAUCUCACUGUGUAAAUAUGCUACGAAGUACGCCGUAGAUUGUGGCUUUCUUGCCGUUAAAAGGUGGACAUCUGGGCUUCACUCAUUUGAUCAGAAUAAACACUAUCAGGUACCGGUACAAAUUGUUUUCUUUUGAACCUUAAUAUUAAAAAUAAAGGUUUUCAUAUAGAAAAGGUUGAUGUGUAUUUCAAGCUCGGCCUACCGGGCAGUCCGUGGAGCCCGCGGAGCAAUCAGUGAUAUUUUACAAUAAAUUAUUUUGUUUUUAUAUACUUAUUGAAUUAACAAGCGUAAUAAAGAGUGAGCAAUGGCACAUCUUAA